Messenger RNA from Marchantia polymorpha subsp. ruderalis, 2622 nucleotides. NCBI's taxonomy places the organism in Eukaryota, Viridiplantae, Streptophyta, Marchantiopsida, Marchantiales, Marchantiaceae. The record is from the annotation of a GenBank genome assembly.
CGAGAGCUCCAGGCCUCCGGGUCCCCUGCCGCGCUCUUGUCGGCCUGGCGGCAGCGGGCUGCCUUUUCCCUUCCAGUACUGGCCUGUUGCUUCGGCGUCUGAACCUUCUUCUUCUUCUUCUUCGUCGUCGUGCGAUCCGAUUUCGAAUCCGUAUCCCCGCUCACGGCAGGACGCGACGCAGUCUUCGAUCGAGCGAGCGAUUGAGCGAGUGAGCAAGCUCGGAGCAAUUGCGAGCGUAACUGAGUUGUUGAUGUUGUUGUUGCCCAGUGAGGAGUUCGGGAGUGUGGAUUGUGGAGCAGCGAUUGGUUGGAGUGGAGUGUCUGGUAAAUGUGAAAGGAAGCAGGGGGAGAGCGGCGGAAGGAUCGAGGAACGAGCGAGGGAAGAGUGAUCGCGAGUGGAAAGGACGAGAAGUUGGAAAUUCGGAGAGUCAUGGUGUUUUCGUAGAGGAGGUGGCGUGAAGGGUUUCUAGCGUGGGGAGGUUGCUAUAAAAAGGCGUGGGCAGUGGAGCGGAGGACAUUGGUGGAGCAGAAUGCUGGGUCGUCUAGAGCUGUUUGAUCUUGGGGAGUGACAGCGGUGGAUGCGGGAAGCGCGCGUUAGCGAAUGUGACUUUCUCCUUUUAAGUCGGGACCUUUCGAGAUUCUUCGGCGAACGUUGCAGUCGUUGAUCGUUGGCAGAGCGCGAAUGUCCCUGAGACUCAAUCGGUGACCAAUCGUCGGCCCAACGUUCAUACCGCUCGUCAUUCAAAAUCGUUCGCCUGGUCGAAAGCUUUUUCUUUUUUAAAAGGCUUGAAUAGAGAUAUCUUCCCGGCCGUGCUGAUGGUUGCUCUGGAAUUGGAACUCGAGAAGGAGAUGGACGAUUGUCCUUCGAAAAUUACCGACAAGUUAACACUUCGAAGUCAGUCUUUAGGUUCCGAAGUUGCGGACGAUGAGUUGGAGAUUCCGUUAGAAGCAUAUACCGUUCUUCAUGGGUUAGCUGAAGAGUGGACGGACAUCUCCGGCAAUGAAAAUCUGACUUUAAGGCAAUUGAAGGGGGCCAUGACCAAUGAAGUUUUCGAGUGUCACUGGGCACUGGCAAACAAGAGAGGAAAGCCUAGGAAGGUGCUGCUGCGUUUGUAUGGAGAGAGCUCGGAACUUUUUUUCAACAGAGAAAAUGAAAUAUUGACAUUUGAGAAAAUGUCCCAGCAUGGACAGGGUCCACGCCUUCUUGCGCGCUUUAGUACGGGCCGAGUCGAAGAAUUUCUAAAUGCCAGGACUUUGUCAUCUGUGGAUUUGCGGAACAACCAAAUAUCGGAUCAAGUUGCGGUUAAAUUGAGAGAAUUUCAUGCACUCGAUAUGCCCGGACCAGCUGAGCCUAUGAUAUGGCAACGCUUGAGCAUGUGGUUGGAGAAGGCCUUGGAAUUAGCUAGCCCGAAUCAAGUAGAAGAAUUUAGUCUGCAUCUACUGCACGAAGAAAUAGCUAAUUUGCAGAAGAUGCUCCGAAGAUCUGGUGAAAAAAUUGGAUUCUGCCACAAUGAUCUACAAUAUGGAAACUUGAUGAUUGACGAUAACGAAACCAAUCUCACCAUAAUUGAUUACGAGUAUGCAAGCUUCAAUCCCGUAGCAUACGACAUCGCCAACUAUUUUUGCGAGAUGGCUGCUGACUACCACUCAGACACACCUCACGUGCUGGAUUAUAGCAAAUAUCCUGAUUACGAGAACCGUCGCAGGUUUGCAGCAAUGUACUUGCAAGCUACAGGCGAAUCUGUUGAUGAGGUGGAGAUAGAUGCUUUAGUGAAGGAAACGGAUUCAUAUAGACUUGCAAGUCAUCUUCUUUGGGGCUGUUGGGGUCUCAUUUCCGCCCAUACUUCGGACAUCGACUUCAACUAUCUGGAGUAUGCACGUCAACGGUUUCAGCAAUAUUACUUGGUGAAGAAAAUCAGCCUUUGACACGGAAACUUCACAGUAACGUGUCAUCAUGAUAUCAUCGUUGAAGUACUCUAUUCUUGAGGGCACCGAAAGGAUUGUCAACAUGUUUCGUACCCGUCAACAUGUCAACAUGUUUCUUUGAGCUGCUGGUUGUUUUGUGACAUACAUUUAAGAAUUGACGGGCACCGCGUGUUGAUGGAAAACUAGCAUUCGGCGCUGCAUGCGCUUUACAGCCCCCGUCAUCAAUCACACGAGCACCAUGGGAUUUCUAGCUCCGUUUUAUUCUGGAAAUUCAUCAUCGGCUGAAAAUACUCAGUACGCAGUGUAACAUAUUCGUGUAGUCUUAUUAGAUCCUGGUGAAAUAGGUAAAUCUCUCUCGGUAUGCCUUAAUUCCUUUACCGGAGGACCAUUGGUUGGAAAUCUGAUCGUUUUAGACGAUUUGUUGUAUGAAAGAUGAGAGCAAGAGAUUGUUUCAUAUUUGUUUUAGUGAAGCGCCAUACGUACCAUAGCUGUUUCCGAGAGGGGUGGGAGAUAACCUCAAUCUACCAAAAGCAGGUGGAAGCAGGUUACUCCCUUGUUGUGAAGAAAAAGAGCGCUACUACUUAUCCUGUCAAAGCCAUCGCCAAUACCUGUGUACCGUUGGUAAGGAAAUAUAAGUGUUGUUCGUCCGUAGAUCCUGUUGUUUUGGACGAAAUAUCAAUAAAUAGAUCACACAAUU